AUGGCCUCGCAGAACGUAGAGAACCAAAAGGGUGAAUUGAGGCAGCAGGGAGCCAUUGAGACUGCGCAAGAGGCCUCCAAAGACCCUCAAUCUAAACUCCGACCAGAAACGGUAGAGAAGGUAUUAAUCGAGGAAACAAGGAAAGCUGGCUUGCCUGCGUAUCAAUUCAACCCUGACGCCUCACCUGAAGAGAAAGCCGCCGCCGCAGCAGCACGAGUACCACCAGGUUUUCACCAUGACAAAAAGCCCAAAGCGAAAGCUAUUGUUACGGACGUUGACGAUGGAACUCCCGACCAAUAUGACCUGCCCCCUCCAAGAUCAGCGUCGGACCUCAUCAAGGAAGAAGCUUUGAAACCUGAGGAGGACAAAAAGGAAGACGCGGAAAUCACCGAUGAUUUGAGAUGGGCGCGCGACCGGACAGGAUGGGCUCCGCAGUUCGAAAAGCCACAGACUGAAGAAGAAAAGGCAGAGGGUACAUUGUUAGAUCAUCAGGACUUUCUGGAGAGCAAACUGGAUGAUAAGUUCUUCGGAGACUGGUAUCACAAUGCCGGCGUGAUUAUCUUUGCGUGUUUAGCCUCCUGGCUCGUUGCUGUCUUGGGCGGCGGACUGGGCUGGAUCUUCAUUGUCAUGGCUGCGUGCAGUACGUACUAUCGGACAUCGAUUCGGCGCCUGCGACGAAAUUUCCGGGACGACGUCAACCGUGAAAUGGCCAAGCAACGCCUGGAAACCGACACCGAGAGUUUGGAAUGGAUCAACAGUUUCCUGGUCAAAUUCUGGCCCAUUUAUGCGCCCGUCUUGUGCGACUCGAUCAUCAACUCGGUGGAUCAGGUUCUCAGCACUUCGACCCCUGCCAUGCUCGAUAGUCUGCGACUGAAGACUUUUAUCCUGGGUAGCAAGCCUCCGCGAUUGGAGCACGUCAAGACCUAUCCUAAAACCGAAGUCGACACUGUCAUUAUGGAUUGGAAAUUCAGUUUCACGCCGAACGACGUCAUGGAUUUGACUGCCCGCCAGCUGAAGAACAAGAUCAACCCUAAGGUCGUCUUGGAAGUCAGAGUUGGCAAAGGUGUUGUGAGCAAAGGUCUAGACGUGAUUGUUGAGGACAUGGCUUGCAGCGGUCUCAUGAGGGUCAAGGUGAAGCUUCAGAUUCCUUUCCCUCACAUCGAGCGUGUUGAUGUCUGCUUCUUGGAGCGACCGGAGAUCGACUAUGUCUGCAAACCCCUCGGAGGCGACACUCUUGGCUUCGACAUCAACUUCAUUCCCGGUCUUGAGAGUUUCAUCAAGGAGCAGAUUCACGGCAAUCUGGAACCCAUGAUGUAUGCCCCCAAUGUCUUCCCGAUCGAAAUUGCCAAGAUGCUGGCUGGCAACCCUGUGGACCAGGCUAUCGGCGUGGUUGCUGUGACACUCCAUGGCGCUAGGCAGUUGAAGAACCCGGAUAAAUUCGCAGGAACCCCCGACCCUUACGCUGUGGUGUCCCUCAACAAUCGUAUUGAACUGGGUCGCACGAAGACCGUUCACGAUACGGAUAGUCCCAGAUGGGGAGAAACGAUCUAUGUUAUUAUCACGUCCUUUGCAGAGUCGCUCACAAUCAUCCCAUACGACUGGAAUGAGUACCGGAAGGACAAAGAACUCGGCACUGCUACUUUCCCAUUGGACAGGCUUGAAGAACAACCAGAGCACGAAAGCAUCUACCUCGAAGUCAUGGCUAGCGGCAGACCGCGUGGUGCAAUCCAUGCCGAUAUUCGAUUCUUCCCCGUGCUGGAAGGUCGCAAGCUGGAGAACGGCGAGACUGAGCCCCCACCGGAACUGAACACUGGUAUUGCCCGGUUUACCGUUGAGCAGGCUAAGGACCUUGAUGCAUCGAAGAGUAUAGUUGGCCAACUUAACCCCUACGGCGUGCUUCUGUUGAACGGAAAGGAAAUCCACAUCACGAAGAAACUGAAGCGUACGAACAACCCUAUUUUCCAGGACAACUCCAAGGAAUUCUUGAUCACGGACAGAAAGUCGGCUCGCCUGGGGCUGAUCAUCAAGGACGAUCGCGAUCUCAGAACGGAUCCCAUUCUUGGUUCGUAUCAAAUCAAGCUGAAUGAUAUGCUCAAGAUGAUGGAGAAGGGCCAGAACUGGUUCCAUCUUCACGGAGCCAAGACUGGACGCGCCAAGUUGACCUUGCAGUGGAAACCAGUUGCUAUCGGUGGCAUAUCUGGAAGUGCUGGUUACAUUGAUCCUAUUGGUGUGAUGCGCUUCCACUUCAAGAGUGCAACUGAUCUUCGGAACCUGGAGAAGAUGGGCAAGUCUGAUCCAUACGUCAGGGUUCUGCUGUCUGGAAUUAUGAAGGGCCGUACGGUUACUUUCCGAAAUAACCUCAACCCUGAGUGGGAUGAGGUAGUAUAUGUCCCUAUUCACAGCGCCCGUGAGAAGCUUACUUUGGAGGUUAUGGAUGAGGAGUCCAUCAACACUGACCGGAGCCUGGGCUCAUUUGAGAUCAACGCUUCUGACUACGUCCAUGAGAAUGAGAACGGUGAGUUCGAGACCGACGAUGAGAAGCAGCUCAUCUCAAGUCCUCUUCGCUUGGGCCACCGUGAAAAGGGUGUGCUCAACUACACCGUUGCAUUCUACCCGGCUGUGCCUGUGGUUAACCCUGAGGAUGAGGAAGAAGAGGAAGCCGAGGAGAUGGAAGGUCUCGAUGUCCCAGCGGCGAGGAAGAGUAUCGACUCUAGGCGCAAAAGCUCCCAUUCCAAGAACCCUAGCGUCGAUUCUAAGGCAUCAAAAUCCUCCACCAAUGGCCAAAACGGUGCUGCGACAAACGGUACUACGACUAAUGGUGAUGAACUCAAGGUACCCAACCGCAGCGGUAGCUUCUCAACCGCCAGGGACUCCGAAGCCAUGUCCGUCAGGUCUAUCAAGGAAGUGCCCAAGACAUACAUUGGCCCAGAAAAUAUUUCUAAAUAUGAGUCUGGUUUCUUUGUGUUCAAGUUCCACGAAGCUCAGCUUGCUCGAUCGAAUGUGCAGUUGGAGGUUCUGAUGGACGACCACAUGUUCCCGUCAUACUCGACACCUAAGAUCCGCUCAAAAGCUGCCAAGCUCGUGGAUGUUGGAGAUGCUUUCGUACGUGAACUGGAAUUCUCCAAGAUCACUCUUCGCCUGGUGGACAAGAACGAUGCCAAGGACGACAGCGACGAACACACAGUUGCGAAGCUGACUGGCGAUACACUUCCUACGCUGCAGCGUAUUUUGUACACGCCCACUGAACUUGUUCUCCGGUCGAACGACGGGGAGGUGAGCAAGGUGACAGUCAGUGCCAGGUACAUCCCUGUGAAGAUGAAGCUUGACCCGUCGGAGAGCAUUAACAACAUGGGUAACCUUCGUGUGAAUGUUCUGGAUGCCGCCGAGCUUCCCUCUGCAGACCGCAAUGGCUUCAGCGACCCUUACUGCAAAUUCAAAUUGGAUGACAAGGAGGUUUUCAAGACCAAGGUGCAGAAGAAGACUCUUCACCCUGCAUGGAACGAAUUCUUCGAGAUCCCCAUCAAGUCUCGAAUUGGCGCCAAAUUCCGCGUGGACGUGUACGACUGGGAUUUUGGUGACAAGGCCGACUACCUAGGUGGUGCCGACAUCAACCUUGAAAUGCUGGAGCCCUUCCACAGCCAGGAGGUUACGUUGACACUCGACGGCAAGUCGGGAGCCAUCCGGCUGAACCUGCUUUUCAAGUCAAACUAUGUCAUGCGGUCCCGUCAAGGAUCCUCCACAUUCUCCGGUACUUUCGCAACACCCGGCAAGAUCGUUGGCGCCCCCGUCAAGGGAGUCGGCUUUGUCGGCGGCAACGUCAUCAAGGGUGCAUCUUUCUUGAAGCAUGGCAUCAUGUCGCGGUUCAAGGGGGAUGAUUCGUCGAGUGAUGAGAUCCCGGAGGAACCAGAAGAAGUUUCGAAGACGGAGACAACCCAGACACCAUCGGCCAUCUUGGUCGACGGUGCGACACCACCAAGCUCGACUCCCAACUCAUUACAGCACGCACGAACCCGAAGCGUGGUGUCGCACUUUGGUGACCGACUGGGCAUUGGUGGCAGUGCUGGCAAGGGGGAGACUGGCACGGCGACGAUCACUGUGGUGUCUGCCAGCAACUACCCUCCAUCAUCCAACGUCCGAGUCAUAAUCAAGGCGCUCGGUCCUAAGGGUGCCAAGGAGGUACUCAAGACCAAGGCCAUCAAGGCCAGUGGCGGCGGGCCGGUGCAGUUUGACGCCUCGCACGAGACUUGCCGAGUGCACAACACCACGGCAGACGCGCAGUACCAGGUACGCGUCGUCGACCACUCGACAUUUGGAUCGGACAGCACUCUGGGCGAGGCUUUGUUCUUUGUGGACGACCAGGGCUCCGUGGCCGGACAAGAGAAGCAGGUCAAGGUGGGCAGCGGGGUUGUGUGCAUCCGCAGCAGUUUCUCGCAGCCGGAAUCGAGCCUGCGGCCUGGAACUGCGCACUCCAACAAUGAUGCGUCGUCGGAGCUGAUGGACAGUCCCGACUCGAAGAAGACGGGCCGACGAAGCUUCCUCAGCAAGAGGAGCGUGAGUGGGGCAUAG
Molecule: messenger RNA, 4566 nt
Organism: Aspergillus fischeri NRRL 181
Lineage: Eukaryota; Fungi; Ascomycota; Eurotiomycetes; Eurotiales; Aspergillaceae
Product: putative membrane bound C2 domain protein (vp115)
Exons: 7
Coding region: 1-4566 (1521 amino acids)
Molecular function (GO): lipid binding
Source: RefSeq, a predicted model, not a curated record